AUGGAGGAUUUAGACGAGCAAACACUUUCAUUUUAUACCAGACGUGCAUCAUUGGGGGACAAAAGUUCGAAUUUAAUACUUGGCCUUCGCUUGAUGGGAACCGAAGGGACCGAAAGAGAGGGAGUCUCAUAUAUAGAGAAAGCAUUUCCAUUGCCUCAAGCGUAUCUGUGCUAUUACAAGUACAAUAAAGAUCAAAAGUAUUUAGUCUUAGCAGCGGAAGGAGGAGUGAAAGAAGCGAUGUACCCUGCUGCGUUGUAUUUGUUACAAAUAGAAACGGACGUAGGGAAAGCACUGACAUACUUAAAUAUAGCCGUCAGGAAUGGAGAGCCCGAUGCCGCGUCAUGUCUGUUACGGAGGUACAUCAAUCGGAAAGAGUACACUAAUGCAGUCAACGUCUUUGCAUCAAUUAACUUCCAAUUUACUGAUGAGCUGAAGAAGUUAAGUGGGAUCUUAGAUGUCCUCCGCGGCCGAAAUGAGUCGAAUACCAUCAAAUAUUUAUACGACCACCCCACCGACAUCGAGUGCAAAUUCUAUAGCGCCGUUCACUCCCUUUCGAAAGGGAAAACUGAACUAAUCCAACAAUUCACAACAUCAAAGGAAAAAAUUGUGGGAUAUGAGAACGUUGGGAUAACAGCAUGUACUAUGCUGGCAAGAGCAUUGAAGAAUGGAAUCAAUGGAAUACAAAAAGACUUUGAAAAGGCAGUGCAGUGGUACAUCGAGGCGGAAAAAUUGGGAUUCACAGACUUCUUUGAAAUAGCCGAGUGCUGUAAAGAAGCUAAAAAGGUCGAAUUGGAGUUCGACUAUUUGAAUAAAGCAGCAAGCGUCGGAUGUGCACAAGCUAUGGUUUUGUUGGCUAAGAUCUUCAUCGAAAAAAACACAGAGGACGAUAAGGAAAUGGCUUCUAUGUGGUUGGACCAAGCUAAAGAACUUGGAUCGGAGGAAGCAAUUCAUAUCUUAGCUUCACUCAAAAGUCAAAGUUAA
Messenger RNA from Entamoeba invadens IP1, 981 nucleotides. RefSeq lists its product as hypothetical. The transcript has a single exon. Bases 1 to 981 code for a protein of 326 amino acids. Lineage: Eukaryota; Evosea; Mastigamoebida; Endamoebidae. Gene Ontology annotation, molecular function: protein binding. The record is from RefSeq and is a predicted model, not a curated record.